GCCCAACAGGAAAGCAGGCCCAAGAGAAAAGCAGGCGACGCGUGGCCGCCGACCGACGACCGUCGUGCUCCACCGCCUCCCACAACAUUCGCCUCCCUCUCCAUUUUUUUUCCCGCCCGCCCCUCCUAAAGGCUCCGCCCCCCCACACCACCACUUUCCCAUGGCUGCGCCUGCGACCUCCUACGAGCGCCGCCUGCUCGCGGCCGCCGACCUCGUCCUCUCCGCCGACGCCCAGGAUCAAGGGACCCGCCUCCCGGACCUCGGUGUGACGGCCGACCUCAAGCCGCACCAGCUCCAUGGCGUCGCCUGGCUCAUCCGCCGCUACCGCCUCGGCGUCAACGUCGUCCUCGGUGAUGAGAUGGGGCUUGGCAAGACCCUACAAGCGAUUUCUCUAUUGAGUUAUCUCAAGAUCCAGCGUAUUGCACCUGGACCAUUUCUGGUCUUAUGUCCUCUAAGCGUCACAGAUGGCUGGCUGUCAGAAUUCAGUAAAUUCUGUCCUUCCUUCAGGGUGCUGCAGUAUGUUGGUGAUAAGCUUCACCGGCGUGACCUUCGGAGGACCAUCUACGAAGAUGUACAGAAAGCUUCCACAUCAUCUCGAUCCAACGACUUACCAUUUGAUGUGCUCAUGACAACAUAUGACAUAGCCUUGAUGGAUCAAGAUUUCCUUUCACAAAUUCCCUGGCACUAUGCAGUUAUUGAUGAAGCUCAACGUCUUAAAAAUUCAUCCAGUGUACUGUAUAAUGUCCUUGAGCAACGUUUCAUCAUGCCAAGACGUCUACUACUAACAGGCACUCCUAUCCAGAACAACCUUUCUGAAUUAUGGGCAUUGAUGCACUUUUGUCUGCCUUCAAUAUUUGGAAAGCUGGAUGAGUUCCUUUCUACAUUUAAGGAAGCAGGGGAAUCAUUGACAGUUGAUGAAGCUAAUAAAGCAAAAGGACAAUUCAAGAUCCUUAAACAUAUACUCAAGGCAUUUAUGCUACGUCGGACAAAAGCUUUACUAAUCGAGAGUGGAAUUCUGGUGCUGCCUCCACUAACUGAGCUAACAGUGAUGGUGCCGCUGACACAGUUACAAAAGAAGCUUUACAUGUCAGUGUUGCGGAAAGAGCUGCCAACACUUAUUUCAUUUACUAGAGGAUCAUCUCGUCACCAGUCUUUGCAAAACAUUGUAAUACAACUGAGGAAAGCUUGCAGUCACCCAUAUCUGUUCAGUGGCAUUGAACCUGAGCCUUAUGUGGAAGGGGAGCAUUUAGUUCAGGCUAGUGGAAAGCUCAUUGUCCUAGAUUUUGUCCUGAAGAAGCUCCAUGAAUGUGGACAUCGUGUUUUGCUAUUUGCUCAGAUGACCCAGACACUUGACAUUCUUCAGGAUUUCCUAGAGCUACGCAAGUACACUUAUGAGCGCCUAGAUGGUUCGGUACGUGCUGAGGAACGGUUUGCAGCAAUAAGAAAUUUCAGUUCUCAAUCUACGAAAGGUCUUAUCAGAGAUGAUAAUCAAAGUGGAGCAUUUGUUUUCAUGAUAUCAACUAGAGCAGGUGGUGUGGGGCUUAAUCUCAUUGGUGCCGAUACUGUUAUUUUUUAUGAACAAGAUUGGAAUCCUCAAGCUGACAAACAGGCCCUACAGCGUGCUCACCGCAUUGGACAGUUGAACCAUGUGUUGUCAAUAAAUUUGGUGUCACAGCGCACAAUUGAAGAGGUCAUAAUGCGAAGAGCCAACAGAAAACUUAAGCUUAGCCAUAAUAUUAUUGGAGAAGAGGAUGGAACUGAUGGGAAGGGAGGAGAUCCAGGACAUGAAGCUAGUGACAUGAGAUCAAUUAUCUUUGGCUUGCACCUGUUUGAUCCAGCAGAUACAGCCACAGAAACAAUCAAUGAGGAUACAGCUGCUGAGACAAUCAGUGUGGAGAAACUGGCGAAGUUAAAAACAAUGUCUGAAAAGGUUGUCAUGAUGCGUAGCCAUGAGUCUUCAGAAAAGGACGAACGGGCAUUUGAGAUAAAUCCAAAUAUGACUGAUGACAAUGGAACUGUUAUUAGAAGGGCUUCCGAUUCUAUUCGCAUUGAUCCUGGGCUAAACGAAGCUGCAUACCUAUCCUGGGUCGAGAAGUUCAAAGAGGCUUCCGGUUCUAGUGAAGAUGCCACAGUUGAAUUUGGAAGGCAAAGAGCGGCGCCUGAAGAAAAGCUUCUGAAACGUGAUGUUAACAAGAAAAAAAUAGAAGAAAAGAGAUUGGCCAAAUGGGAAAGUUUGGGUUACCAAACACUAGCAGUUAAGGAACCUGAUAUCACAACAAGCCAGAAUAUUUCAGCAGCAGGAUCCAUCCAAUUUGUAUAUGGAGAUUGUACUGAUCCUUCAAAAGUUUGUCCUAAAAAGCCUGCCAUCAUAUUCAGCUGCAUAGAUAAUUCUGGGACUUGGGGGCAUGGAGGAAUGUUUGAUGCUUUGACUAGUCUAUCGACAUGCAUUCCAGAUGCUUAUCACCGUGCUUCUAAAUUUGAUGACCUCCACAUGGGUGAUCUUCACUUGAUUCAGCUUGAUGCAGAAGCCAACUGUACCCGGAGUUUGGAUGCACCUUUAUGGGUGGCACUAGCUAUCGUUCAGUCUUACAAUCCGAGACGUAAAGUUCCGAGAAGUGAAAUCUCCAUGUCUGAUUUGGAGCUCUGUUUAUCAAAAGCAGCCUUCUCAGCUGCUCCGCAUUCUGCGGCUAUCCACAUGCCCCGAAUUGGUUAUCAAGGUGGCUCCCAACGAUCAGAAUGGUAUACAAUAGAGCGCCUGCUCAGGAAAUACUCAUCUCUCCAUGGAAUCGACAUUUUUGUGUACUACUUUCAGCGUUCAUCCAGACAACAGGCAGAUUCUAACAUAGGUCAUGCUGACGAUUCUGCUCAAAGCAACCCAAGCUAGGUGUAGUUAGGGGUGCCUCUGUAACCCACUAGAUCAGAAGAAUCUGGGAUUAUGUAGCUAGCCGUAAUUCAUCUUUUCUUUUCUCUUACCUGCCCCUUAUCUGUGGCUUAGUAGUACGCUUAGGAAUAGAUGAGCAAGCCAAAUGAAUUAGGUUUUAGGGUUUUGGUUCAUUUAGCUAAGAGGUGUAUGUACAACUGCUGUUUGCAUCGGCAGUCGCUUUUGUUGAAAUCUAUAUAUGGCGUUUAUGUUGCUUGUGAGAUCUUACCAGAUUAUAUGAGUGAUCAAGUCAUGAUAUGCAAUUUUGUCGCAUUGA
Messenger RNA from Sorghum bicolor (sorghum), 3197 nucleotides. Its product is annotated as probable helicase CHR10. The record is from RefSeq and is a predicted model, not a curated record. Gene Ontology annotation, molecular function: DNA helicase activity; ATP binding; ATP-dependent chromatin remodeler activity. The coding region runs from base 161 to 2884 and encodes 907 amino acids. The transcript is spliced from 17 exons. Lineage: Eukaryota; Viridiplantae; Streptophyta; Magnoliopsida; Poales; Poaceae. Gene Ontology annotation, biological process: DNA repair; chromatin remodeling.